AUGGGCUGUGCAUCAUCAAAGAGUGUAGAGACCUCGCUUGCCGUCGACUCCUAUCGCCCCGCCGGAGCAAGCAUUGCUCUCCUCGAUAUCGAUGUUCUUCGAGAUCCAUUCCUCUUCCCCUCGGAGCAGCAACCAUCAAAGGCUAAGCCCCAAGAUGAUGAACUCAUCUUACACAAACUCACCACAUUUGAAUAUGCCUCUGAUGCUCCACACUCAUGGUCUGAGGUAAGUAAAAUCUUAGAAAACCUUAAACCUGCCUUAGACGAGAAUAAGACUAAGAAACCGACUGUCGAAUCUGAAAAUUCGCAAGAAUUGAUGAAAGGUUUAGAGGAUGAUGCAAGUGUUAACACUAAGCCUACCAAAAUAUCAAUUCCCCCAACAGGAACAAAGGCUGAUAAGGGAUUUUCAUUUCACACCGUUGAAGAAUUGGAUGCGAAAUUGAGCAAGAAAACAACAGGCAAAAAUGAAGAUUUGGAUUUGAAGGUGGUUAAGAAAACAAUGGCAAAAUCUUCAUCUUUGCCCUCAGGAGAGUCCCUAGAGGUUAGAAAUAAGAGGAUUAAUGAGGUUUCUAAAGGUGGGGAGUUCAAAUCUGUGAAAGACAAUAUCUUCAUAGUUAGAGAUAGAGAGGCCAAAUUCCAAAACCCAGAGCAAAGAGAAAGAUGGCUGUGGAGAAUGGACCCCUUACAUGGCUACCCUGAAAUGUGCCCUCCGAACGGCGCAGGCUCUGUGGUGUUUUACACAACAACGCUACGUGGGGUCCGGCGAACAUUCGAGGAUUGCCAAAAGAUGAAAUCCAUGAUCGAGAUAUGUCGGAUCCCGGCCGACGUUCGAGACGUGUCGUUGCACUCGGAGUUCUUGACAGAGUUGAGAGAGUUGCUGGGAGAGGAGGUGAAUGUGCCCAGGCUUUUUAUCAGGGGUAGAUACAUAGGAGGCAUUGAGGAGGUUGAGAAGCUGAAUGAGGAUGGAAAGCUUGUUCCAAUGAUAGAGAGAGUGGGAAUUAAGAGAGAGAUUGGGGAGAAUGGUUUGGAAGUGUGUGGUGGUUGUGGGGGGAUGAGGUUCAUGCCAUGCUUGAAAUGCAGUGGGAGUUGCAAGAUUUUGAAUGAGGAGAAGGUUGUGGAAAGAUGUCCUGAUUGCAACGAGAAUGGUCUCAUAUUAUGCCCAAUUUGCCAUUGA
Messenger RNA from Amborella trichopoda, 1173 nucleotides. RefSeq lists its product as uncharacterized. The record is from RefSeq and is a predicted model, not a curated record. NCBI's taxonomy places the organism in Eukaryota, Viridiplantae, Streptophyta, Magnoliopsida, Amborellales, Amborellaceae.